AGGUAUAAAGGGGCUGGGCAGAGCCCGCAGGUGCCACCUGCUAUACCAUGAAGCCUGCUGGUUUUCUGGUGCUGCUGCUGGGUGCAGCCUUGCUCCUGACCUCCAGAGCCAAUGGCGACAUUUGCCCAGCUGUGGAGCAGGAUGUCCAGCUGUUCCUGACCGGUCCUGUUGAUGACUACGUUUCCUACGUGGGGAAGUACAACAGCAACCCGCUAGUGCUGGCAAAUGCACGGACGCUGAAGAUGUGCGUGGACAGCAAACUGACCGAGGAGGACAAGCAACAUGCCAUGAGCGCCGUGAACAAAAUCUACUCCAGCGUUCUUUGCUAAGGGAGCUCUCCCGGGGGUGCACUGCCUGAGAAGUUGGCAUCCCAUUGAGGCGCAGGCUUGAUUCCCAGCUGCUCCACUUUCAAUCCAGUUUCCUGUGUGGGAAAGCAGAGGAAGAUGACUUGAGUGCCUGGACCCCUGUAUCUGCACUGGAGUCCAGGAAGAAGCUGCUAUUUUCUGGCUUCGGUCUGAUCCAUCCCUGGCUCUUGUGGCCAUUGGAGGGGCGA
Ochotona curzoniae (black-lipped pika) is the source of this 553-nucleotide messenger RNA. RefSeq names its product major allergen I polypeptide chain 1-like. Gene Ontology annotation, cellular component: extracellular region. The record is from RefSeq and is a predicted model, not a curated record. The coding region runs from base 48 to 329 and encodes 93 amino acids. The transcript has 3 exons. NCBI's taxonomy places the organism in Eukaryota, Metazoa, Chordata, Mammalia, Lagomorpha, Ochotonidae. Gene Ontology annotation, molecular function: steroid binding.